This is a messenger RNA of Orbilia oligospora ATCC 24927, 846 nucleotides long. RefSeq lists its product as uncharacterized. The record is from RefSeq and is a predicted model, not a curated record. The transcript has a single exon. NCBI's taxonomy places the organism in Eukaryota, Fungi, Ascomycota, Orbiliomycetes, Orbiliales, Orbiliaceae. Bases 1 to 846 code for a protein of 281 amino acids.
AUGUCUCACAUUACACCCUCCAAACCCCACCCCCUCCACCACCCCGAACUCCUCGAGAGAAUCCUCAUCGAGACCCACCUCUCCCUCUCCGUACUCCCACCCAUAUUAACAUCCUUCCCCCCUCUCCCCAAACCCUCGCUACACCUUCUCAACCUCCGUACCGUCUCAAAGUUUUGGUAUACAACAAUAACCACCUCUCCAACCCUUCAACGCCUUACCUUUCGAAAUCCAUCGAUCUAUACUCCUUCCUCUAGCUCCUCGUCAAACAGCCAAGAAAUUAUAUCUUCGCUCCAAGACCUUUUUUCAGAAGAGAUGGAUGUUUAUGUUGAAAAUCGGUUAAAACGGAGGAAACCACCGAAUGAUGGCGAAGAUACCACUACUACUUCACAUAAACUCCCAUGGAUGCAUCUCACUACUACUUCACAGAAAAUCCCAUGGACGUAUCUUACCCAACCCGUUGUCAAAACUGUAUAUAUAGACUUCGACCUCCACGAUCGUGUUGCGGCUCUAGAAGUUCCAUGGGAAGUCUAUAAAAGGUCCUUCGACUCAGAAUACGCCGUUAAUAACCCUGAGAAAAAAAUAAAGUGGGAGGGUGAUAGGUUGAUAUUAUACCACGAAAGGGGGAUUACAACGAAUUUUGUGGUGGAAAUGGUGGGGGAGAGUUUGGAUCGGCUUCGUGGGUAUGAAUCUUUCGACAAAGGGUUUUUGAUGCUGUUUCAGAUGUUUAUUAGGUUUGGGAUGGUGGAGAGGGAUGGCGGGGGUGAUGAUGAUGGUGGGAGUUCUGAGAGGGGUAGGAUGGAGUGUAUUAAUUGGUUUCCGUGUAAGGGUCUUAUUUUUAUGAGGUAG